UGCUUUCGCUUUAGUCGAGUCUGCGGUGUCUGACGUGCAGCAUGUUGACGCCGUUCAUUCCCGCACCCACGCUCUUCCACCAUUUCUAAAGAAAAAUCGUGUCGAAAUUGACGUAGGAAACAGCAAAUCCUGGAUAUUCGGUUUUUCGUUUGCCUUUUGCGGUCAAUCGGUUUUUCGUUUGCCUUUUGCGGUCAAUCGGAUGGCCAAUUGCGACAUUUGAAGACAUCGGGAUUUGAACGCAAGUUGUGCUACAAGUGCCCUCUGUGUUUGUUUUCCAAUUUUUUCUUUCUCGUCAUCUACUUUUCCUGGGAAAACGGAGGGGAUUUUUAAAAACAAAACAAAACAUGGUGAACGUUCGGUGCCAAGCUUGCCAAGCGAAAUAUCGUUUAUUGGCGGCGAAAAGACUCAAUUUGUUGGGUCUGGCCUUUGAAGCCCGGCCUCAAAAACCCACACCCCGUUUCCCUUAUCGGCCGCCUAUUCAACGUCGUCCACGAUCUUACAUUAUUCAACCAAACUCUCUGGGCUAUGCCAAGGAUAACAACAAAGAAAACCGAUCUACAUCGACGAGCAUUUCGUCGCCCAGGUCGACUCUUCGCCGCCAGGCGAAAGCCAACAACAAUCUUCUUUUGCCCAGAUUUUACUACCCAACGGGACGACCCAUCAGUAAAGAACAGCUGGAUGCCUCGCUGUUAAGACUGGCCGCCACGUUUCAACAGCUGCCUAACUGCCAAGCCAGUCGUGAGCACUUUGGAACCAUCGCCAAGGCUUGCGGCUGCCCUUAUUACUGGAAAGCCAUCUUGUUUAUCGCAAGCGGUGGCGAAAAGCUUGGACAUGUUACGCUGGAAACCUUCACCGACUUCUGGGGAAAAAUCAUCAACAACUAUCACGACGAAGCUUCGCGAUUUGUUCAACUCCUGACCAUGAUCAAUCUGAAUGUGACCGUGAGCAGAACAGACAACAAUUUAAACACAUCGAUGAACAACUGUACCGGUUCUGGCCGGUUCUAUCUAAUACCAGAGGAUUUCGUACCUCUUGUGCAAGACGUGGUCGACACCCAUCCGGGAUUGACCUUCCUCAAGGAGGCGGCGGAAUUUCAUUCGCGCUACGUUCACACGGUGAUAGCCAGAAUUUAUUACAAUGUCAACCGAUCCUGGUCAGGCCACAUCACUUUAACCGAACUGCGCCAUUCGAAUCUGUUGGCUACCAUUCGCCUACUGGAAGAAGAGGAAGAUAUUAACCAAAUCACUGACUACUUCAGUUACGAGCAUUUCUACGUCAUCUAUUGCAAGUUUUGGGAACUCGAUAAAGAUCACGACCUCUUUAUCGAUAAGAAAGAUCUGGCUCGUCACAACGAUCACGCGUUGUCUUCUAAGAUGAUUGACCGGAUAUUCUCUGGAGCGGUCACUCGUGGAGUUGCCCAUAAUAAUCGAAUGGUCAAAUUUGGCAAUACCAACACCAAUAUGAACAAUCAGCCGCGUAUGAGUUACACCGAGUUUGUCUGGUUCCUCAUCUCUGAAGAAGACAAGAGACACUCGACGGCUAUCGAGUACUGGUUCAGGUGUAUGGACCUGGACGGCGACGGUUUCCUUUCAAUGUACGAACUGGAAUAUUUUUACGAGGAACAAUUGCAACGGAUGGAAUCUUUAGGCAUAGAAACAUUGCCAUUUGAAGAUUGCCUGUGUCAGAUGUUAGACAUGAUUCAUCCGGCUGUGCCCGGUAAAAUCUCGCUGAACGACCUCAAACGUUGCCAGAUGACACCCAUCUUUUUCGACACGUUCUUCAACCUGGAAAAGUACCUGGAUCACGAACAACGCGAUCCGUUUGCAUCGCAACGCGACCCCGAUUCAGAGAAUGGCGAUGAAAUACUCAAAAUUUCCGACUGGGAUAGAUACGCUGCCGAAGAAUACGAACUCCUUGUGGCCGAAGAGGGUGGACCGGAUCACGGCGAAGACAUGUUCAUGCGGGAAGAAAUGGCCACAGGCGAAGAGGACGGCAACGACCAUUCUUCUCUUCCCUUAUCGAUGGAACGUGACGUCAUUAUGGCCGAUUCAGAUGUUAACGACGGCCAUGACGAUUAUUCGCCCUUGUCGGUCCAUUCAAGCCUGGGCCUCGGCAAUGCUGGCCAUCGUUCACUUUUCUCGGUCACGCCGUGCUCGAUCGAAUAUCAAUAUUGAUCGACCUCCCGGGCCAUGAUGAUUCUUAUUGUUUUUUUUUUUCUUUUUAGCGACUAGCAUGAACCAGUCCUGUUUCUGUUGUCACGAUCAGCUGACGAAUUUCUAAGCAGUCAAAUGUCAUUGCAGAGCCUUAAAAUCUCCGUAUCCCUAUCUGUGCAAUAUGCAAUAUGUUUUUUUUUUUAUGUAUUCCGGUGGGUGGAUGGGGAAGGGGAGGUUGGGGAGAUAUAUUUUUAAUUGCCACUGAUUAUUGUAGAAUCUUUCUGGCUGGUUUGGACCCUUUCCUCGCACUACACCGUCAGUAAAUACCUUCAUUGCACCUGAGAAAUUUGUGGGUCACACACACACACACACGUUGUUCGUCUAGUCUCAUCGAUUUGUUUGCGUAUGUGCUCUUUUCUGAUCUUUGAAACCAUCAAGACUUGUAGUGCAUAGAAGGAGAAAAGAAAACAUCAACUCGGAUUUCUUAUUUUGAUCGUUUAACUUUAACUUGUGCAUCACAUCUUUUAAUGUUUCUUUUAAUAAUUUUUCUUUUUCUUCUUUUUUUUUUAAUAAUUCAAUUCUUUUAUUACCUCUUAUAUACAUAGAUUCCCCUAGAAGUGAUUCGAUUUGUCGCUGGUUUUCUAUGAUUGUGAUUGAUCACGAUGUAAGAAAUCAUGCCCUUCACACAUAAUUUAAGAUCUAAUUGAUUUGUCCUCUUACCAUGUAUUUUUUUUAAACUCGGUUUAAAGUAUGUUGGCAGUAGGGUGCGAAAGUUUAUACAUAAAUUACAAUCAUCAGCAGGUGAAAAAAAAAAUGUCUGCCGUGUAUUUUGUUGUGUUCAAAAGUGGCUCUUUAAGUUAAUGUAUGUAUAAUGUUGUGGAUGUCUCUCUCCCUGUGUACCUGGAGAAAGUUAAAACAAAACAAAACAUGAACUAAGAAUAGGAAGGGUUCCCCUUGACGGCUGCCAUAAAAUAAACAUGGAUUCGUUUCAUUA
Molecule: messenger RNA, 3147 nt
Organism: Daphnia magna
Lineage: Eukaryota; Metazoa; Arthropoda; Branchiopoda; Diplostraca; Daphniidae
Product: serine/threonine-protein phosphatase 2A regulatory subunit B'' subunit beta
Exons: 11
Coding region: 345-2174 (609 amino acids)
Biological process (GO): protein dephosphorylation
Cellular component (GO): protein phosphatase type 2A complex
Molecular function (GO): calcium ion binding; protein phosphatase regulator activity
Source: RefSeq, a predicted model, not a curated record